ACCUAGGAACUUUGAUAUACACUACGUUUAUUAUACUAUUCUAGGAACUUUGAUAUACAUCACGUUUAUUACAUUGCCCCUAUAAUGUGUGGGUUUACAAAGCUUGCAUGGGUUUUGGUGUUUUUGAUAUGUCUAAACAUUUGUGGCGAUGGAGGGGUCAUGGCCUUUCACAAUAAUUACGAAACUCAAACUCGUAAUCAUGUGAAGGUAAAACAAGUAUACAGAACUGGUUAUCAUCUCCAACCCAAGAAAAACUGGAUUAAUGAUCCAACUGGACCAAUGUAUUACAAAGGAUACUAUCAUAUAUUCUAUCAAUACAACCCUAAAGGUGCGAUAUGGGGAAACAUUGUGUGGGCUCAUUCGGUGUCAAAAGAUAUGGUUAAUUGGAUACAUCUUGAACCAGCAAUUGUGCCAUCAAAACCUUAUGACAAAUAUGGGUGUUGGUCUGGAUCCGCUACAGUCUUGCCAGGGGAUAAACCGGUAAUCUUUUAUACAGGGAUCGUUGACCCGAAACCUUCACCUGGUCAUCAAGUCCAGGUCUACGCUAUACCCGCCAAUUACUCAGACCCCUACCUAAGAGAAUGGAUCAAACCUGAUGACAACCCUUUCUUAAAGCCCACAAGUGAGAACAUUUCGGCUUUUCGUGACCCCACAACUGCAUGGUACAACAAUGGUCAUUGGAAGAUGAUUAUUGGUAGUAGACAUAACCAUAGAGGAAUUGCUUAUUUAUACCGAAGUCGAGAUUUUGUUACAUGGGUCAAGGCAAAACAUCCGUUUCAUAGUAAACGUGAUACGGGUAUGUGGGAAUGCCCUGACUUUUACCCGGUAGCAUCUAAAGGAACAAAUGGGUUAGACACAUCAACAUUGGGUAAGGGUGUUAAAUAUGUUCUUAAAAACAGCAUUGAAGUGACUAGGUACGAAUAUUAUACCAUCGGGAGGUAUGACCUCAUUAAAGAUAUAUAUGUUCCAUACAAUACAACUGAAGAUGGUUGGGGCGGAUUAAGAUACGACUAUGGAAACUUUUAUGCCUCAAAGUCAUUUUAUGACCCGAGCACGAAAAGGAGGAUUCUCUGGGGUUGGGCAAAUGAAUCAAGCACUCAAAAUGAAGAUAUUGAAAAGGGAUGGGCUGGAAUUCAGUUGAUUCCACGAAAGGUAUGGUUGGAUCCAAGCGGGCAAAUGCUGUUACAAUGGCCAAUUUCUGAACUGGAAACACUAAGGCGUAAAAAAGUGGAGCUAAACAACGUGAUUGUUAAAAAGGGGAAUAUCGUUGAAGUGAAAGGACUCAUAGCAGUACAGGCGGACGUUGACGUUACAUUUACAUUUUCAAGUUUGGAAAAAGCUGAGUUGUAUGACGAAAGUUGGGCUGAAUUCCCACAUCAUGAUCUUGGUAAAAGUAUAUGUGGGGUUAGGGGUGCAACGGUUCAAGGUGGGCUCGGGCCAUUUGGUCUCAUGACCCUCGCUUCACACAACCUUGAAGAGUAUACGCCUGUAUUUUUUAGAGUUUUUAAAACUAUCAACAAGAAACAUAAAGUUCUCUUAUGUUCUGAUGCCACUCCUUCCUCACUGAACCCAAAGGAAUACAAACCAUCAUUUGGAGGCUUUGUGGAUGUUGACUUAUCAGAAAAGAAGCUUUCACUUAGGAGUUUGAUUGAUCAUUCAGUUGUAGAAAGCUUUGCAGAAGGAGGAAAGACGGUUAUUACAUCAAGGGUAUAUCCAACAUUAGCUGUUAUUCGUAACGUUCAUUUGCAUGUAUUUAACAAUGGAUAUGAACCCAUCACCAUCAAGAAGCUGAAUGCAUGGUCUAUGAAGACAGCAAAGACAACUAGUAUCAAUUAGACCUUGUUAGUUUUACUAGAGUAUGUAAUAAAAUGGUUUGUUGUUAGUUAUCAUUAUUUUUUAUUUAAGUA
Molecule: messenger RNA, 1907 nt
Organism: Helianthus annuus (common sunflower)
Lineage: Eukaryota; Viridiplantae; Streptophyta; Magnoliopsida; Asterales; Asteraceae
Product: beta-fructofuranosidase, insoluble isoenzyme 3
Exons: 6
Coding region: 85-1836 (583 amino acids)
Biological process (GO): carbohydrate metabolic process
Molecular function (GO): hydrolase activity, hydrolyzing O-glycosyl compounds
Source: RefSeq, a predicted model, not a curated record